Nymphalis io (European peacock) is the source of this 1485-nucleotide messenger RNA. Its product is annotated as nuclear cap-binding protein subunit 3-like. Gene Ontology annotation, molecular function: mRNA binding; RNA 7-methylguanosine cap binding. Lineage: Eukaryota; Metazoa; Arthropoda; Insecta; Lepidoptera; Nymphalidae. The record is from RefSeq and is a predicted model, not a curated record. The transcript has 4 exons. Gene Ontology annotation, cellular component: nucleus; cytosol. The coding region runs from base 53 to 1471 and encodes 472 amino acids.
UGUACAACUAGUGUCUUUGUUUAAUUUAAUUCUUCAUUGUAUUGUAAUUUAAAUGAUGUGUUCAAUUAGAAAAGGUAUUAUGGAGCAAGAGAGAGAAGAAGGUGAAAUGAGUGAUGACACAGAAAUGAUUGUUGAUGACGAGCAAUUGUCUCAUGAAUUAUUGGAUAAUCAAAAUAUCUUGUUUUAUAAAGCAGAUAAGGAAGGGCUUAUUGUAGAACAGUUAAACAAAAUUGAUGCUUCAAAGAUUGAAGAUAGAGCCAAAAGAUUUGGGUUAAACUUAACUGGGAAUAAAUUGGUGACACAGAAUCAAAUUGAUGAACUAUACAGUAACUUUGGAAUUGAAAGCGGAAACGAAAGACAUUUCCGAUUUGAUACAUUACAUUUAAAUGGAGUUGGUGGUUUGACGACUAAAGAAAUUUUCGCAUAUUUAAAAGACUAUAAGCCAGUUUCCUUAGAAUGGGUGGAUGCCAAUUCAUGUAACAUAGUUUGUCAAGAUCACAUAUCUGUUGCAUUAGCAUUAUUAGUGCAUUCUCAAGAAAUAACUAAUGAUGAUGUCAAGAAAAUGUUAUUUGAGAAAUCCUCAUACCAUUGGCGAGAAGGAAUGCCUCAUUCAAAAAGUGAUACUAUUUUAAUGCGUUUUGCAACAAAUAGUGAUAAGAAGGUUAAUCAUAAAAUACCAGAGCAAAAAAUUAAAGAUACCCAAAAUUUCGAAAGUGGAAAUAAUACUAGUAAGAAUCCCUGGGGUGAUUUAUGUAGAUCUUGGGGUGUUUAUGACCAUCAAGAAAUAUUUCAAAGAAAAUUAACAAAAACUGAUUAUGAGGAUGAGUCUGAAGAACCAACUGAGACUUUACAGUUAAAAAAUAAAAAGUUAGCAAUGCGACUUGGAAAGAGAAGUUAUAAAAUUGAAGAUGAAGAAGAAAGUAGUGAUUCAGAUUCAGAAUGGAAAAAGAAAACGAAAACUCCGAGAAUGAGAAUGCAUGCCGAUGAUGAAGAAUCAAAACAAGUCAAACAUAACUCUAUAUAUCAUAACAAAGAUGAGGAAAAUGACAACUAUGCACCAUUAUCUAUUGAGGUUAUAAAUUCCAGAAGUACUUUUAUUCCUAAAGAAACAAAAAUAGUUUCCGAUAAAUUUAAAUAUAAAGAAAGACCUGCAAAAAGUUCACAUAAAAAUAUUCAGUCUCGAUUAGGUGUAAAGGUGGUACAAGAUAAAUCAUAUUCAAAUGAUGCAAUUCCUUCCAAUGGUUUGGAUAAUAAUAUAAUAAGCAGGGUACAGAAAGUGAACAGUAGUUCGAAAAAUGUGUCUGUGUGGUCUAGAUUAGAAGUUAAUACUGCAAAGGCAACACAACAAAGUGAUUUAAGACAAAUUUUGACAACCCGCAAACAAAAAUCUGAUGACUUAAGGGGAAAACUUAGUAAAUCAAAACAAUGUAAUUUACGAAUUGAAAUAGAUAAUAAUUAUGUUAAUGAAUAAAUUUGUCAUGCAAA